Linum trigynum is the source of this 1080-nucleotide messenger RNA. Lineage: Eukaryota; Viridiplantae; Streptophyta; Magnoliopsida; Malpighiales; Linaceae. The record is from the annotation of a GenBank genome assembly.
AUGAGCAGCUGCAGAAUCCUCCAACUCCGCCAGAGCAGCCAAUUCUUCGCCGUCACUCGGUUCCCGGCCUUCUUCAAGCCCCCCAUUUCCACCAUCUGCUUCUCCUCCUCCAAUUUCAGGUCCGGCACUGGCGCUGUUAGUUCCUGUAAUACUCUGCGCAGAAUGAACGCCCAUGGAGUCGUCCCUGACGUUUCCAAAGUCACGGUGGUGGACGACCCUUCGCUGCUGGAGGAGAAAGCUGCAGCAAUUCGUUUAGCUGGCCCUGCUAAACUCCAGGUGAUAGCAGAUUUCGACGCGACGCUUACCAAGUACAUUGUGAAUGGCCGCAGAGGCGACAGCAGUCAUGGCCUUUUGCGUCAAGAGAAUGCCGAGUAUGACGCCAAGAGGCUGGCUUUGUAUCAGUACUAUCACCCCUUGGAAUUCUCCCCUUCUAUCCCCAUAGAAGAGAAGACAAAGCUCAUGGAAGAGUGGUGGGGGAAAACGCAUAACCUUCUUAUUGAGGGAGGUCUUACAUAUGAUUCUAUUAAAGAGUCUGUUGCUGCCUCGGAAAUUGCUUUCAGGGAGGGAGUAGUUGAACUGUUUGAGUUUCUGGAGGAAAGGGACAUUCCAGUUCUCAUAUUUUCAGCAGGGCUUGCAGAUAUCAUAGAAGAGGUUCUGAGGCAGAAGAUUCAUCGACCUUUCAAAAAUGUUAGGAUUGUGUCUAAUAGAAUGGAAUUCAACAGUGAUGGACGGCUCAUUUCGUUCAAAGGGAAGUUAAUUCAUAGUCUAAAUAAAAACGAGCAUGCUCUUGAUAUGGCGGGCCCUCUUCAUGAGCAUCUUGGGGACUCCAAUGGCUUAAACAAUCUAGGUGCAUCGGUUAAAGAUAGAACCAACGUGCUCCUUCUUGGUGAUCAUUUGGGAGACCUAAGAAUGUCUGAUGGUUUGGACUACAGCACUCGAAUUUCUGUUGGAUUCCUGAAUGACAACAUAGAGAACAAUAUUGCCGGAUACAGUAAAGCAUUUGAUGUUCUGUACCUGAAUGAUGCACCGAUGUGGGGAGUAGUCAACCUUGUUUCUCAGCUCUGGCCAACUCACAAUUAG